This is a messenger RNA of Kazachstania africana CBS 2517, 732 nucleotides long. RefSeq names its product Aim36p (gene AIM36). The transcript has a single exon. The coding region runs from base 1 to 732 and encodes 243 amino acids. NCBI's taxonomy places the organism in Eukaryota, Fungi, Ascomycota, Saccharomycetes, Saccharomycetales, Saccharomycetaceae. The record is from RefSeq and is a predicted model, not a curated record.
AUGCUCAAGAUAAUUAGGAAAGAUUUUUUGUAUAAGAGCCUGCUUUUAAAUCCUUACAGGUAUGGGAAAUUACCAACUGUGCAGCUUUCCCCAAUUGUCUCUUCAUCGAGAGCUUACAGUAAGAGACCUAUCACAGAUGCAAGGGAAGAUGCACCUAGUUUUAAGAAGAUCUUUCUGAUCGGGAUUGUUGGCACUGUAAUAUUUGUUGCUGCAGCACGUUCGUUGGACAAAAAUCAACCAAAGACGUCAUACUCGGCAGAAGAAUACGAACAAGUAAUGAAAGGUCUGAGAAGAAGAGUGACCCUGUUCAAACCUGGUGAGUUAGAAGUUAUAUUUGUUCCUACGGGCGACCUAGCCUCUGUCCAGAAGUAUUACAAGAAAGACCUCGAAAAAAUGAAGUAUAUAGAACCAAAAGAGAUUGUAAACCUCUAUAGAAAUAGAACCGAUGGCAAAUACCAGGCUCUACUGGAGGAUAUUUGGGAAAUGUAUGCAGAUGACUCCGUGAACAAUCUACCUCCUGGACUUCUAGUAUCCCUUUUGGAGUCUUACAUGAAGGAAACCUGUCAAAUCGGUGACAAGGUUGUCAUCACGAACUUUCCAAGAACUAUGAAAGAUGCAAUCAAAUUUGAAAGCGAAGUAUCAGUAAUAACGAAUAUCAUAAUUCCUAGAAAUGAGGCAGACUCCGAUAUCUGCAGAUAUUACGAUACAGUUUCAAAAGUAAAACGUGUAUAA